UGGCAACUUUUAUUUCUGUCUCUAAUUGUAUUCUCACAUUCGUAAAUAAACAUAUUAUUUUAUAAUUUGUAGAUAGCUGCAAAAAUUUAAUAUGGACUAUAAUAUUCAUAAAAUUUGCCGAGUGUGUCUAGAAGAAGGGGCACUUACGUCCAUAUACAGUACUGAAUUUGCGAUGAUGCCUUGCACUAUGUUGAUGAUGUGUGCCAAAAUCAGGGUUUAUAAAAGUGAUGGUUUACCUGCAGUCAUAUGCAAUAAUUGCAUUUAUCGUUUGGGUGUGGCGUACCAUUUCAAACAAGAGUGCGAGAACUCUGAUAUGAGACUGCGACAAUACUUGGGUUUGCAGGACAGAGGAUAUGGUUUUUGUGAUGCCGAAACGAACACAGACUUGCCAGUUGAAUCGUUGAGCCAUAAGACACACACAUACUUGGAGCCCGAUUCUGAAGAGGAAUCAGAUAUGGGCGAGAAUGUUAAGAAAAGUAAGCGUCGUUCACGUUAUCAGCGUAAACCACCGGAGGAGCAUAAGCGUCGUGGUCCGAAACCUUUGCCGAAACUACCACAAACAUGUUAUGAAUGCAACAAAACCUUCAAGUGCUCCGCUCAGCUGCAAAUGCAUUUGCGCACACACACAGGUGAAAAACCAUUUGGCUGUAGCUAUUGCCCGCGACGAUUUGCGCAAAAGUAUAAUUGGCACAUACAUCAGCGCACACAUACCGGCGAACGUCCGUUUCAAUGUGAGAUUUGCUCCAAACAAUUCUCCGCACUGGGCAACUUUCAAGCACACCAAAAGAUACACACCGGCAUACGAGAUCAAUUGUGUCCAGUAUGUCAGAAGGCUUUCUACAGUGUCGGUGAUCUCUCUAAACAUAUGGUUACACAUACGCAGCUAAAAAGCCAUCAUUGCGAUGUGUGUGGCAAGUCAUUUAGUCGGCAACGUGAUAUGCAAGCGCAUAAACGUAAACAACAUACACUACACGAACGCAGCGAAGAUGAUGAGGAUGAGGCAGUCGAUACCACCUGUCCUGAACCGAUAGUUGUUGUGGGUGGUGUCGUGCCAAACAGUUCACUGCAAGGUACAACUGUUCUGCAGGAAAGUUUCAAAUGUCCCGACUGUGACAAGGAAUUCGGUUCGGCUAGCAGCUUAAGUGUGCAUUUUCGUUCUCAUGCCAAUAGUAAUCUGCUGAAUUUACCACUCACAAGUCAAAUGCCGCAUCAUUAUCAUGCAGCGGCACCACCAACACAUGCUACUCUCACACAUGAUGGCCUACAUCCGCACACACAUCAUUUGCCUUUGAACACACCAUUGCAGCCCAAUCAUGCCACGCAUAUGACACAUCAUCCGACAAUGGCACACAUGCUUGCAGCAGCACAACCGCCGCCUCCACCACCGCCUGCAGCGUCGGCACAAAGCACUGCCGCACUAAGUAUGAUGCAUGCGGCGCAGCGUUUGCAUCCUUUUUAAGACGCAGAUUGCUAAAUAACAGUAAAUAAGUUAUUAUUGCGGGUAAUCUACAAAGCAACGACCAUAACAGUUGUUUACAACAGCGCAAGCCACAAUUUGAUAGCAGCUUGCUGCUUAUUAAAUCGAUAUCUUCUUUAGUAUGUUUGUGUAUAUUUAUUUUUACGUAUAUGUAUUGUAUAUUGAUAAAGUGUAUACAAAUGUGAAUGUUUUUCAUUUAAUUAUGCACGUAUUGUAAAAUUCAAUAUAAAAAAACGCUAAUACUUAAAUAAAAAAUUGUAGUAUUAUAUUAUAAGUAAAUAAAAUUAAAUUUGGCAAGCACAGCUUCUCAUAUUAUGAAUAUGUAUAAAACACAUGU
Molecule: messenger RNA, 1814 nt
Organism: Bactrocera oleae (olive fruit fly)
Lineage: Eukaryota; Metazoa; Arthropoda; Insecta; Diptera; Tephritidae
Product: zinc finger protein 32
Cellular component (GO): nucleus
Molecular function (GO): zinc ion binding
Source: RefSeq, a predicted model, not a curated record